Molecule: messenger RNA, 3239 nt
Organism: Orcinus orca (killer whale)
Lineage: Eukaryota; Metazoa; Chordata; Mammalia; Artiodactyla; Delphinidae
Gene: TBC1D15
Product: TBC1 domain family member 15
Exons: 18
Coding region: 61-2136 (691 amino acids)
Biological process (GO): activation of GTPase activity
Molecular function (GO): GTPase activator activity
Source: RefSeq, a predicted model, not a curated record
GUUGUGAGUCUGAGAGACACGUGAGACGCUGCUACGUCAUCAAAGGCACGCGCAGCAAACAUGGCGGCGGCGGUGGUUGUGAGCGGGAAGAUUAUAUAUGAACAGGAAGGGGUGUAUAUUCAUUCAUCUUUUGGAAAGACCAGUGACCAAGACAGCUUGAUUUCAGGAAUAUUACGUGUUUUAGAAAAGGAUGCUGAAGUAAUAGUGGACUGGAGACCAUUGGAUGAUGCAUUAGAUUCUUCUAGUAUUCUGUAUGCUGGAAAGGACUCCAGUUCAGUCGUGGAAUGGACCCAGGCCCCAAAAGAAAGAGCUCAUCGAGGACUGGAACAUCUGAACAGUUACGAAGCAGAGUGGGACAUGGUUAAUACAAUUUCAUUUAAAAAGAAACCACAUACCAAUGGAGAUGCUCCAAGUCAUAGAAAUGGGAAAAGCAAAUGGUCAUUCCUGUUCAGUUUGACAGACCUGAAAUCAAUCAAGCAAAACAAAGAGGGUAUGGGCUGGUCGUAUUUGGUAUUCUGUCUAAAGGAUGACGUCGUUCUCCCUGCUCUGCACUUUCAUCAAGGAGAUAGCAAACUACUGAUUGACUCUCUUGAAAAAUAUGUGGUAUUGUGUGAAUCUCCGCAAGACAAAAGAACACUUCUUGUGAAUUGUCAGAAUAAGAGUCUUUCACAGUCUUUUGAAAAUCUUCUUGAUGAACCAGCAUAUGGUAUAAUACAAGCAGGACUGUUAGAGAGAAGAAAGCUGUUGUGGGCCGUCCAUCAGUGGAAAAAGAUUAAAAAGGACCCUUAUACAGCCACUAUGGUAGGAUUUUCCAAAGUCACAAACUACAUUUUUGAUAGUUUAAGAGGCAGCGAUCCUUCUGCACAUCAACGACCACCUUCAGAGAUGGCAGAUUUUCUUAGUGAUGCUAUUCCAGGUUUAAAGAUAAAUCAGCAAGAAGAACCAGGAUUUGAAGUCAUCACAAGAAUUGAUUUGGGCGAACGACCUGUUGUUCAAAGGAGAGAGCCAGUAUCAUUGGAAGAAUGGACUAAGAAUAUUGAUUCUGAAGGAAGAAUUUUAAAUGUGGAUAAUAUGAAGCAGAUGAUAUUUAGAGGGGGACUUAGUCAUGUGUUGAGAAAACAAGCAUGGAAAUUUCUUCUGGGUUAUUUUCCUUGGGACAGUACCAAAGAGGAAAGAACUCAAUUACAAAAACAAAAAACUGAUGAAUACUUCAGAAUGAAACUACAGUGGAAAUCUGUCAGCGAGGAACAAGAGAAGAGAAAUUCGAGGUUAAGAGAUUAUAGAAGUCUUAUUGAAAAAGAUGUUAACAGAACAGAUCGAACAAACAAGUUUUAUGAAGGCCAAGAUAAUCCAGGGUUGAUUUUGCUUCAUGACAUUUUGAUGACCUACUGUAUGUAUGAUUUUGAUUUAGGAUAUGUGCAAGGAAUGAGUGACUUACUGUCCCCUCUUUUAUAUGUGAUGGAAAAUGAAGUAGAUGCCUUUUGGUGCUUUGCCUCCUACAUGGACCAAAUGCAUCAAAAUUUUGAAGAACAAAUGCAAGGCAUGAAGACCCAGCUAAUUCAGCUAAGUACCUUACUUCGAUUGUUGGACAGUGGAUUUUGCAGUUACUUAGAAUCCCAGGACUCUGGAUACCUUUAUUUUUGCUUCAGAUGGCUUUUAAUCAGAUUUAAAAGGGAAUUUAGUUUUCUAGAUAUUCUUCGAUUAUGGGAGGUAAUGUGGACUGAACUACCAUGUAAAAAUUUCCAUCUUCUUCUCUGUUGUGCUAUUCUGGAAUCAGAAAAGCAGCAAAUAAUGGAAAAGCAUUAUGGCUUUAAUGAAAUACUUAAGCAUAUCAAUGAAUUGUCCAUGAAAAUUGAUGUGGAAGAUGUACUAUGCAAGGCAGAAGCAAUUUCUCUACAGAUGGUAAAAUGCAAGGAGUUGCCACAAGCAGUUUGUGAGAUCCUGGGGCUGCAGGACAGUGAAGUUACAACACCAGAUUCAGACAAUGGUGAAGAUGAAAAUGUUGGCAUGACUAGUUGUCCGACAUCUGCAUUUCAGAGUAACUCCUUGCCUGUACUUGCUGCCAGUGGAGCCAGAGAUGACAACCCGGCAGAGAUAUCCAUGUCCCCAAAUGUCAGCAGAGUAACACCUGCAUGAUCAUUCUUCUUGCUUUUUGAAGAGACACUUCAUUGCAACUUCUUUUCAAGUACUGGAAAGGUGGAAAUUUAAAAUCUUGGUAUUGAUCAUGCUUUAAGGUUUAUGGAAAGAAAGUGUACUGAUGUUCUUGCAUUAAAGCUUUAUGAAGAUUUAAACUAAUUAUUUUUGUAGUUACUUCUACCAAAUAGCCUUUCCUUUUCAAUAACAUUCCUUAGUAUUUUUAUAGCUAAGUACAUUUUAUUUUCUCGCUGAUGAACUGGAAUUGGAUAAAUAUUACAAGUGGAUGAGUUGGAAAUUGUGCACUUUGAAAACAUUCACUUUGUUUACUCCAAGUUCAGUGGGUUUGGAUUUGAUUAAAUGUUGAGCCUUUCUAUAGCAUUCUAAGUUGAGAAGUAGAUUGUUACCCAGUGAUGAAAUAAAAGAAUUUGUUUUUCUCUUUUGUUUACAACAAUACAGCUUAAAUAUUUAUGCUGGUUGAAUGUGAUAUGAAUUGGACAUUUUCAUCAAUGCAGUUUAAUGUGUAGAUAAAGAGCUAUUUCAACCAUAAGAAGUGGAUUGGCAGUAUAUUUUUACAUUGAAUUUUUCUUCACUUGUAUAUAAAGACUGUAUAAGUACUUAUUUAUGAGUAUAAGAAAGGAUAGGCAUAUUUUCUUUAACUGAAUAAACUUGACUAUUGAUUUAUAUAACCUGAUUUCACAAAGUUAAUACAUAGCUUCAAUAUGAGAUCUUUUUCAAAACUAUUUUCUUAACCAAACAUUUAUUUCACGAGACUACAUCCAACCCUGUAUCUGGUAUAAUUUUCAAGUUAAUUGCUUGUAGUCUCACUUUACUAGUAAUGUUUACUAUCUUUCCUAAUAAUGUAUUAACUGAUUAAUCAGGUCUUUAAAUUUUUAUGAAAUACUCUUUACCAAAAGCUUAUGUCAAAAAUUUCAAUAUACUAUCACAAGUCUCAAAAUAAUACUUUUUUGUAUAUGAAUGAAGCUGUUGUUUUUACCAUGCAGUGUUGCAUGAUAUUAAGUUAUGUGUAAUUAACAUAACUGAUUCCAUUUUAAUUGUAAUUUGUUAAAUUCUGUACAUAUCAUUAAAAUCAAUUUGAAGUUGAA